Molecule: messenger RNA, 2127 nt
Organism: Eublepharis macularius
Lineage: Eukaryota; Metazoa; Chordata; Lepidosauria; Squamata; Eublepharidae
Gene: TMEM165
Product: transmembrane protein 165
Exons: 6
Coding region: 65-1012 (315 amino acids)
Biological process (GO): calcium ion transmembrane transport; Golgi calcium ion transport; Golgi calcium ion homeostasis
Cellular component (GO): Golgi apparatus
Molecular function (GO): manganese ion transmembrane transporter activity; calcium ion transmembrane transporter activity
Source: RefSeq, a predicted model, not a curated record
GCGCCCGGCCCAGAGCGGCGCCGGGGCGAGCGGAGGCCGCGGCGGGGACGGCGCGGGGCCGGGAAUGGGGGGCCCUCCGCGGCUGCGGCCGCUGCUCCUGCUCCUGCUCUUGGCCGCGCCCUUCGCCUCGCCAGAGCCGCAGAACGGCCAGGAGCGCGAGCCGCCGCCGCCGCCUCAGCAGGACCAGCCGAAGCCGCCGCCGGCGCAGCCCGCCGCGCAGGGGCCGGAGCUCGCCAGGGCCGAGAAUGGACCUACUCAAGUUGCCCCAGAUCAUUCUGUUAGUGGAGACUCUAUAGAUAAGACUAACCUGGGAUUUAUCCAUGCGUUUGUGGCUGCCAUAUCAGUCAUCAUUGUCUCUGAACUUGGAGAUAAGACUUUUUUCAUUGCCGCCAUCAUGGCAAUGCGUUACAACCGCUUGACAGUGCUGGCUGGUGCUAUGCUUGCCUUGGGCUUGAUGACAUGUUUGUCAGUUUUAUUUGGCUAUGCUACCACAGUUAUCCCUAGAGUAUACACAUACUAUGUGUCAACUGCACUUUUUGCAAUUUUUGGCAUCCGAAUGCUUCGGGAAGGCUUAAAGAUGAGCCCAGAUGAAGGUCAAGAAGAACUGGAGGAAGUUCAAGCAGAACUCAAGAAGAAAGAUGAAGAACUCCAGAGAACAAAGUUGUUAAAUGGGCCUGGAGAUGUGGAAACAGGAGCAGGCCCCAGCUUGCCUCAGAAGAAAUGGCUACAUUUUAUUUCUCCAAUUUUUGUGCAAGCUUUUACUUUAACGUUCUUAGCAGAAUGGGGAGACCGCUCUCAAUUAACCACAAUAGUUCUGGCAGCAAGAGAGGAUCCCUGUGGUGUGGCCGUUGGUGGGACAUUCGGACAUAGUUUAUGCACUGGUCUAGCCGUGAUCGGAGGAAGAAUGAUAGCACAAAAAAUCUCAGUUCGGACAGUGACAAUCAUAGGAGGCAUUGUUUUCUUAGCAUUUGCAUUUUCUGCACUAUUUAUAAGCCCAGAUGCUGGAUUUUAACAGGAUGUUUCCCAAUUUCCAUGAAAAGAAUAAGGACUAGAAGCAACAAACCUAUCCUUGAUAUUCUGUAUAUAAUGUACAGCUUUAGUGAAAUGAACAUUGAAGAUGAGAUGCUGCAACUCCUAUGGUAACCAUUUGGGACACUCUGUGAAUACUUUUUUUUUUUUACAUGGGAUGCUCAUAGAGUGUGCUCUGGCUCAGGCAAACUGAGAUCUGUCUCCUGAAAUACUACAGGGAUUGCUACUCCCAUCUCUUCACCACCACUGGCUAUAAUUCUAGAUGAAUGAAUUGCUGCUGCUGCUGUGUGGCUAGCACUUACGCCUUACCAACUCCAGUGUAAACUAUUAGAGAGAACUCUGUCAAGCACAUCAUUCCACAAUCAUAUAUCAGAGCUGAGUGAACCGUGAAGCUGGUCAUGCGACUAACCAUGGUUGGGGAUGGGGAGAGAAUCAGGAUAUUACUGAUUCGGAAUGCAAUGUUUUCAAUGUAUAAUCCAUCAAGUUGUUUACCGGAUCCAAACUUGUUUUGUAUUAUGACCCCCAAAUGAUCUGCAUUUCCAAAUUAAAUUACUUACUGCAUUCAUCAUCAUUUUAAUAACUGAAAAACAUAAUAUGAAAAAGUUAGAUGCAACUGUUUUACUAAAUUUAGAAGAAAAUAUUAAUAGAAGUAAAUUAUUGCCAUUUGGUUUUGGUUUCUUAUCUAUGCUAAUUCCUGACCACUUGGGGAAACUAGUUUUAUUACAUCUUAAUUAAUUGUAGACUCUCCCUGCAAGUCUUUCACAGCCACUACUGUAAAUGAAUUUUGUAUUUGUUGAGUAGUUUGAAAUCAAGAUUAAGGACCACAAGGUCAAAUUAUUCAAACUCUGCUAUAAGACUUUGUAGUAACUUGGUACUCAACUAGUUUCCAGUAUAAGCACCAGCUGUAGAAUUUUAAGGAAUAGAUCAGUGAUUUGAAACAAACAUCUUUCCCAAAUAAUUUAACAGCUCUUAAUGGCUUAAGCACACCGUCUUACAACUGCCAAGUAAAAGAUGUGAUUAAAUAGCCAAAGAGAACAUGUUGCUGUGAUAGCCCAACAUGAAAAAAAAUACUUGAAAAAUAAAUUCAAUUAUGUUUAA